Molecule: messenger RNA, 435 nt
Organism: Andrographis paniculata
Lineage: Eukaryota; Viridiplantae; Streptophyta; Magnoliopsida; Lamiales; Acanthaceae
Product: secreted RxLR effector protein 161-like
Exons: 2
Coding region: 1-435 (144 amino acids)
Source: RefSeq, a predicted model, not a curated record
AUGGAUGAGUCGAAAUCUAUGGCCACUCCUAUGGAAUCUUGCUUAAAGCUUUCUGAAGAUGGAGGAAAGUUGCUAGAAGAUGCAACAGCUUUCCGAAAAAUUGUUGGUAAUUUAUUCUACUUAACAGUCACAAGGCCAAAUAUUUCUUAUUCUGUCGGAGUUAUUUCUCAAUUCAUGGAUGAACCGUGUGAGAGUCCCUUAGCUGCAGCUAAAAGAAUAUUUCGCUACAUCAAAGAUGCAAACUGGGCAUGUGAUAUAAGUGAUAGACGCUCGAUGACAGGGUACUGUUUUACUACAAGCUCAGCUGCAAUCUCAUGGUGUAGUAAUAAACAACCCACCAUUGCACUCUCAAGUUGUGAAGCAGAGUAUGUUGCAGCAACAAUGGCUACUCAAGAAUGCUUAUGGCUGAAGAGACUCUUUCAGGAAUUGAUGUGA